Actinia tenebrosa (Australian red waratah sea anemone) is the source of this 2630-nucleotide messenger RNA. RefSeq names its product neuromedin-U receptor 1. Gene Ontology annotation, biological process: G protein-coupled receptor signaling pathway. The record is from RefSeq and is a predicted model, not a curated record. NCBI's taxonomy places the organism in Eukaryota, Metazoa, Cnidaria, Anthozoa, Actiniaria, Actiniidae. Gene Ontology annotation, molecular function: G protein-coupled receptor activity. Gene Ontology annotation, cellular component: membrane.
UUUGAUACCAAAUGAUUCGCUAGUUUGGCUUAGUAUCUACUUCAAAAACAAUAAUUAAACCACGUUCAAGGAGGCGCUCGAAGCUCAACUUGACAAUGACACAUCAUAUUUCAUGGGAUUCAAAAAAAUGGAUUUUUACAAGCGAAAACGAAACACGAAUCGUCCACCUAUUUCGUGCACAAUUAUGGAGCUGAUAGUUGGCAAAAGUCACGAAUCAUGCUAGAUUCCUUUGUUCACAACUUAUUCCUCACAUUGGUGCGAGUUUUGAAUUUGGUCUAUGGCGAAGGUAUCCUUUUCUGAAAGCUGUUCCAACAAGGCCUAUCAGUGUCGUCAACACAAGCAUCGUAUCAAACAGACCCAAAAAACUUAAUCACAAAAAUUGACAACUAAAAGACUAUGGCCUUCAACAUGACGCCGUUUCUCCCAAAAAACUGUUAUUUUCUGAUAUUCAACCGUGAAGAAAUCAUGUUUGGUCGAGUCUACUAUCUGACAGCUUUUAUAUGGAGUGCACUUUUACUUAUACCUUCGGCAUUUCUCAAUCUUUUACUCCUGAGAUCACUGUACUUAUCACUUGCCUUGAGGAAGCCAUCGACUCUUCUUCUCUACAGUCUCUCAGUAUCUGAUCUCCUGAUAGCCAUUGUGUUACUACCAAUUUAUUUGACCAAGAAAGUCGCAGAGUUAACGUAUAACGUUGAACUAUUUUGUUUCAUAGGAAAGCACUCAUAUUUCUUUGGGUACUUAUUUUCAGCGAGUUCCCUAUUCACAGUAACAGCCUUAUCUAUUGAUCGAUAUUUGAUCAUUCAUAAAGGCGUUCACUACGCUGAGUAUGUUACCAGAACCAAGGUCACAAUCACUGUGGUAUCAAUUUGGGUCAUUUCAAUCUUUCUGAGCUCUCUUCAGUUUGUUAUACCCACAAACGGCGUGUCUACAUUAGCGGGCUUUGUUACGGCCAUAUGUUUUUUCGUUACAGUUGUAUUUUACUACAAAAUGCUGUUAAAACUACGAAAGACUAAAAUGGAAGCGAGUCAACAAUCUGAAAGUGCAACAGAAAUUUCCAGCAUACCUAGGUACCGUAAAGUAACUCGAACAAUAAUGAUUUUGUUUAUGGUAUUCAUUUUCUGCUAUUUGCCAUAUUUUUGUACUAAAAUAGUGAUGAGUAUUAUCGGAGACGCCAAAAAAGGCGUAGAAUCCACAGAAUGUGUGGUAACCGUUCUUACUUACACGAGGGCUUUUAUCAAUCCUGUAAUACUACUUUGCCGAACUUCGGAAAUGAAGGAAGCUGCGACAUUUAUAAUGAAACGGAUUAUACCUUGCUAGGUUUAUAAGUUUAAGAAAAGUCCUUUUUUGAGUUAACAAAAUGCCACUGUGUUCAAUACCAGUUUGGCAUAGUCGAUGCAUAUUGCUGUUCUUUUUGCAGACCACACACUCAUUUGUACAUUUGGUACAACAUCCGCCUUGUGAGCUCAGUUGGUAGAGGCAUCGGUCUGUUGUGCGAAAGGUCGUGGUUCUUACCUCGGCCGGACCAAUACUCAGGGUCCUAAAAUAACUGAGGAGAAGGUGCUGCCUUUGUAAUAAUAUCUGUAAAUGGUUAGACCUUCAAGUCUUCUCGGAUAAGGACUUUAAACCAUAAUCCCAAUCUCUAGAUCCUUCCUUACCUGCAGUAAAAUGGGAGACAUUAAAGAACCUGUUGAAUUAUUCGUGAGGAGUAGGGGAUUGCCUCCCGGUUCAACAGCCUAUCCCUGUCUGGAGGCAUAACACGAAUGUACUAACAAAUCACUAAUGAUCGUAAGCUGGACAGCUGCUAAUAGCGCCUUAAUCCCUAUAUAAGAACCUCCCAUUACAGGUUAAGCCUUUUUUAUAAGUCAGUCAUUCACGGAUACCAUUAAAAUUCCGUGACAUUUCCAAACAUUGAUUAAUAGUCCCAAGUCGUGGUUGGAAUUUCCGCGCAUAGCAAUACUAUAGUUUUUAUCAUGUACGGCAACUGCAACCACGGCUUGGAACUUUUAUUUGUUGUCACUGAACGUAGCUGUAAAAUUGAGUAUUGAGGAUAAUAUUGAUAACUCCGAGCAAUGGAAAAUUUGAAUUCGAAACAUAAUUAUUGUAAUGCAGAUUUCAGUCAGCGUAAAAAAGUCCUCGAAUCUCAUUAUCUUCUCUAGAUGAUUGUCAAACACUGACCACAAUGUGAUGUCAUCCAGAAAGAAUUCUAUUGAAAACUUGUUGCAGUUCAGCAAUUCAGAUAAUGAAUAGUUGACUUCCGUACGGUACGAUACAGGAAAUGGCAUCAAGUGAAACAAGGAUUUAUGCUACCUUACGCUUACUAUUCCAUUUUCUUUAAAUCAAAUGCGAAGGCUUAUAGAUACCAUUUCAAAAAGCUAUGUAUAUAGGUCAUUUACAUCUGAAAUCCUUAGUAAGAUAGAAAAGAUAGUAAAGAUAAUAAAAAAAUAAAGGACGAAAUGCCCAUUACAAAUUAUACAAAAUUGAGGUUACACGUUAAAUGGCCAUCCUAUAUCUUGUAAAUAUUUUCAGUGUUAGACUUAGUGGUGUUUGCACGAAUACGCAGUAGGUCAGUUUAUAUCUUCGUAACAUUUUCGUACCAUUUUUAUAAAAUACGUAAUAAAACAGUUCAUUUU